Molecule: messenger RNA, 2430 nt
Organism: Anneissia japonica
Lineage: Eukaryota; Metazoa; Echinodermata; Crinoidea; Comatulida; Comatulidae
Product: stimulated by retinoic acid gene 6 protein-like
Exons: 20
Coding region: 1-2058 (685 amino acids)
Biological process (GO): vitamin A import into cell
Cellular component (GO): plasma membrane
Molecular function (GO): signaling receptor activity; retinol transmembrane transporter activity
Source: RefSeq, a predicted model, not a curated record
AUGAACGUGUCGAUCCACAGUGACAUCACCCUGCUAUGCUUCAUCUCAUCUUUUGUGUACAAUUCCAUAGCUAUUGAUUGCCAACUUACCCUCAGUAAAUUCAAACAAGCCCUGCUUGCUGUCCUCCUUGUAUCACACCUUGAUGGAGAUAGGUUGAAGAUGACAUCGGUGACGAAACUACAAAAUGGGACGAGUACAGGUCACUAUAAUAUACCCACAGUUAGUGACACUUGCCUAAACCCAACGUAUGAGUUUAUUGAUUGGCUGAAAUGGAGUCAAGUAGCUUCGGCAUGUAUUGUUGGAUUGUUCUUUAUGCUUCAGCGACGUAAGAGGUUGUGUUUAGGUUGUACUUCUGGUCUUCCGGGCAUUAUCUACCCUGUAAAUUUAGUGGAUGCCUAUAGCGAUCGCUUUACAUUUGCUAGUGCAUUCUGUAGUACGCUGAAAUGCGUACUGGAUCUGUUUCUAGGUGUUAACUACAUUGAGAUAGACGUAACAGAUGUUCCUGACGUAUUGAAAGGAACGGUUAAUGUGAUCACACUGGCAAUUAAUGUCUUGCUUGUAUGCAUCGCUUUCUAUCCUGUAUUCCUCUGCCUUACAACUCAAUUUAGAGUCUUCGGAAACGCCAUUGGACUGGUCUACUCUGCCUACUGGACGUUUUAUUAUGUCCACGGCUUAGUUGACUGUCAUCAAACUGUAAAGGUUUACGGAGUAAUGAACCUUUUCCUUAAUGCUCCAGUAAUUGUCUGCUACCUAAUUCUAAUAGUUCGCUUCACAUGGGGACUUUGUGCGGCAGCAAUAGGAUCAUACACAAGGAUGAAAAAACGACAGCGUGAAUGGGUACAAAGUCAAGAUCUUGCUCAAACAUCUUCAACGAAGAAACAAAAACAUCGGCCUGAAUGUACUUUGGAAUCCCAAGAAAAGUUGGCAUAUUUAGAAGACAUCCACCGUAGCUUCACAGAAACUCACUAUUAUGUAUACGUCAAACAUUUGUUAGCAACGAAGAAUCGAAUGUGUGGAGUAUUUACAUCUGGUAUGUUUCAGACUAUCUUAACGCUUAUUAAUCAGAACCUGUACUACUCACUAGAAGAGAUUUUUCACGUUUCCCAUGAUUCAUUUGUUAUAACUUCAUAUAUCGCAUUGGCUAUUACAGUCUUUUUCAUUGUCAGUGCUGUGUUGUCAUACAGGCAGCAUACACUAAGGAUGUAUAAAGGGGACUAUUCAUUCUGCCCGAACGAACCGUUCCCGAACUGGACAGUAAUAGUAUCCGGAUUUCGCUAUACAGGCUAUCAUAUAGCCUACACUAUAUGGGGUUGCAUAAUUAUUCAUCUUGGCUGGUGGACAGUGGUGCUAUUUUCUCUAUAUUUCAUAAUAUACCCGUUUAGAGAUGGUCACGACACUUUCAUUACCAGUCUGAUCAGAGAUUACGGGUUGACGCUGUUUGGCACUUACGCCUUUUACUACUCGCAGGCGUUGGGGGCGUUCUUGUUCUUCCUUCAAAAUCGUGGUAACGGUGUGCUUGGUCUAGACAACAGACGAUAUUUUCACAAUGCAACGUACGUGCUCAUUUUCUAUAACGUGGUAAUUGGGUUAGCAUCCUGUCUCAUGCGAAUUGUAAAAGCUUUGCUUUUUGGGACAUUCUAUAUUGGGCGUCUGGACCGGUGCCUACUGAUGCGAGGCUGGGAACUAUGGGAUACAGGGUACCGUGCAUAUCUAGGGUUUUUACGAUUGGAGAUUGUUCACUCACAUCCAGUUCUUAUAACUUUCUGUCAUUUCCUUUACACAAGUACUGUUAAGAAAAGAGCUAAUGUAGAAGCAAAAUCGAAAGAGGUCAAGCUUCAAUAUUUUACCAGCGACAGGACGCUAUUGUCAUCUGAAAUUGUCCAACGGCGUCGAAAGGUGGCACGAAAUCGGUGGUUUGUUGCAAUCACAUUAAUAAGAAACAGUCAACUUGUUUGUUACAGAUCACCUGAAAGGAUUGAUUUGGAAAAAAUUAUAUCGGUAGCAGACGACACUGAUAAAGCUGUCUGUAUAGAAAAUCAACAGAGUGUGUAUAACUAAUUGUUUUCCGCGCGUUGUUCAUCACUUAUGAACUGUAAAUCUCAAUACGUAGAGAGCGGGGCGCUGUGUUUGAAGCAGAAGGUUUUCCAUCAUGUUUGCAUAUUGCAUACAGUGCUGUAAUUUGGAAAACAUUUGCUAAAACUGUAACAUGGGCCUACUAAAAUUUAAAAAAUAUAUAUAGAAAUUGGUCUGGCUACGUAACACUUGAAUAAAGGGGGAAGUGGGACAUCUUAAAAGAUGUAAAUUUAGCACAAUUUUCCGUCCUAAAAUUCAGUGUAAGUAGAUCCCCGAUAUAUCCGACAGUGAAAUAUCGUUCGUUUUGUGGUUUGUGUAUAAUUGGACCAAAUAAAAUAAUUUUGUUUAAAUUCUUAA